Molecule: messenger RNA, 846 nt
Organism: Bradysia coprophila
Lineage: Eukaryota; Metazoa; Arthropoda; Insecta; Diptera; Sciaridae
Product: juvenile hormone acid O-methyltransferase-like
Source: RefSeq, a predicted model, not a curated record
AUGUUGAAUAAGCCAGAAUUAUACCGGCACGCAAACAGUCUACAACGAUUGGCUACACAAAUUCUGUUAAAUGGAUAUUCGACUAAAUUAAAUUGGCGGGACGACGGCCAAGAUUCGUGGCUUGACGUUGGCUGUGGCAGUGGAGAUACGACGAUUGAUUACAUUCUGCCCAUUUUGCCAAAGAACUUCCAACGUCUAGUCGGUGCUGAUGUAUCGAAGAAAAUGAUUGAGUACAAUCGUGCAACACACGUCUACCCGAAAAUUUCAUUUGAACUAAUCAAUUUGGGCAUCGAUUUGACACAACAACCGUUGUGGCAAGAAGAGACAUUUGAUCACAUUUCGUCAUUUUUUUGUUUUAUGUACAUACGUGAUCAACAAAUGGCAGUGAACGAUUUGUACAAAUUGUUGAAGCCAGGAGGUGAUAUAUUGGUGGCAUUCCCAUCAUCGGCAACAGUUUUUGCCGUUUACAAGAAGCAGGCAACGGAGAAAAAAUGGGGCGAUAUUUAUUCGGAUUUGGAAACAGUUGUUCCAUGCCCAUGUCAAGAUUUACUCGAUCCAGCGAAAUACUUCGAAGAUAUCACGAAAAAGAGCGGUUUCAAGGACAUUAGUGUGAGGGUGGAAGACAUAAAAUACACUUUCAAUGGAUACAAAGCUCUCAAAAAUUUUUUAAAGUCAGUGAAUCCGUUUGUGGACCGUUUGCCGGCUGAAAAGCAAGAGGAAUAUCUUGACGAUCUUAUAAUCGAUUAUGUGAAUGGGAAAUUCACUAAAGAUGAUUUCCGUGAAGAUAAGAAAAAAUUGCGACACACUGAACAUUACAAAUUUUUGGUUGCUUACGCCAGAAAAUAA